AUGUCAUCUUCCACCGAGGCAGGUCCAUCGACGUUCAAAGAGAUCCCCCUGACCAUCGAGCCGGUGCACAUCUACACAUCAUCUUCGUCUACAUUUGAACGCGAGCGCACGCUGACGGACGUCCUCGCGGACGGAACGAAUGUCUUUGCACAACGCAAGCCGGCGGGUGCGCAGCUGAGCGAGGAUGUUCGACGACUGUGGGCCGAACGGGGCGACUUCUCGCGCUUCCGUUCGGAGGAUCUCAAACGGGUUCGCGAGGUCGACUCCACCGCCGAGAGCGAUGACGAGGAGGACGAAGUGGCGCCACCGAAGGACGACGAAGAAGGUCUCUUGAGGAAGACCGACGAGAGAGUGGGUGGAACCAUCGCGGAAAGCGAAUUUGUCAAUCUUCGUAACAAAGUGCUAGCCAGUCUCGACGUGGCGCACUUCAACUCCAUCCAUGCACACCAGCUCCUAGGGAUGCUAUUGAAACAACAUCGGUCUUCGUCCUCAACGAGCGGAGGAGCAGCGGCAAGGAUGGGUUCCCCCGCCCCCAGUGUCGGCGGUCAAUCCACCCGCUCCUCCACCACCGCUCCGGUCAAAGCCCCACUGGGAAUCUUCGCACACCUUCAAACGGGGAAUCGGGAAGAGGAGUUCGUACUCGAUGCGCUCGCCAUCGCACUCUCGCGCACCAGCCUCAACAGCAGUACUGCCGUCCGACGCGAGAUCCCCACCGACGCCGACGACGAGGAGGAGGACGAGUACGACGUGGAUCCCACCAGCUCAGAUUAUGCGCUCAAGCAGGCAAGGCGGGAGCUCGAGGCGGCGGCAGGGUGGAAGGAGAACAAGUUGCGCGAGUUCAAGGUCGUACUGGAAACGAAGCGGUCUGCGAUCCGAAAUGCCGCGGAGCUGCUGGACGAUGCGGCGGGCGAGCUGCGACGGAGUCAGGCGGGGAAUCGCGAGCGAUGGAGGAGUCUCAUCGGUCUGCACAGUCGAGGGUGGGGAAUGACACCCGGUCGACCCCUUCUGGACGUAGAACGUUUCGGGGUCAGCACGAUCGACGACGAAGAGGCAAACGAAACAUCCGGGGCCUCGACGAAAGGAGAAGCCAAGAAGAAGAGCGCUGCUGCGGGACUGCAAGGUUUCGGCACCCCCCUCGUGAGCUCGGAUGGGAAGGUCAAGGAGGAAGGUGCGAGGGAUGCGUGGGUUGGAUUUGGACUGCCCGAGGCGCCGAUCGAGUUGAGGAGACGGAGCAUCGCGUAUUGGGCCGACUUGCCAGCAUCCACAGGUGGUUCGACGGCGGAGGAUGUGAAGAAGAAACUGGUGUUUCCCGAUAGGAUGCAUCGUCGACUUCGGGUGCGGUUCGUUCUGUGGCCGGCUUCGUCGUCGACCGUCUCGAAUGGUUCGGGUGGGAAGCAGGAGGGGGGAAGGAUGGAGUGGUCGAGCGAUGCGUCGCCCGGCGUGAGCGGCGACGAGAAGCAAGGACCGGUGGUAGCAGGCCAGAUCCUGGAUCAGGAGCUGCAGCAAGCGUCGCGCGAAGCAACCGACGAGCUCGUGUUCGGCGAUGUGGUCGCCCAAGCUCGACUGUUGCCCCCGGCAUUUGGGGUGAGGUUGACCUCGAGCUCCGUGCGCAUCGUCCUCACCAAGCGACUCGAUUUGGUCGUCGAGCUUGUGCCCACAACAGACUCGACAGCGGAAGCUCCACCCUCCCCAGAGGCGGAAGCGACACCCGAGGCAGCUCCGGCAUAUGCACCGCACGCCGCGCUUCUACUGGCGUUCCUGCGACUCGGCCCUUUGCGCAAGUACCAGGCCUUUGUUGCCGCGACGGAGCUGGGUCGGCGAAGCGAUGCAGCUGCGCGAGCGGCGGGGAUCAAAGCAGGAGCGCUGGCGGUGCCCAAAAAGUCUGCGUCGGCUGGCACCGGUAAGAGCGACGCGAAAGGCGGUGCGGCGGGAGGCAAAUCGACCAGCGCAGCGUUGAGCAGGCUGGACACGGUGGGACCCGUGAUGGUCGGGCUGCACUACUGGUCCUUCGUUCAUCGGCUUGGGAAGACGUUACAGGACGUGCAGGCGAAGUCGCUGGAGAGAGGUGUCGAGGUCAAGGUGCAGCUGGUGCCCGUGAUGGGUUCGGGUGGGUCGUUGACCCAGCUCACGCGCGUGCUGGGUGGCAUGGUCGACGCUACGCCGUCCCUGGCUUACCCUCGAGAACGCAGACCAGAGCAAGAGCCGGCGAGGUUGGACGCUCUCCAGGGUCACGCUAAGGUCUUUGUGCACGCUAGUGGCUCGCAGCGGCUGGUCGCCACGCUCACGUUUAGCCAGCCCAGCUUGCUCAGUGUCCAAUUCACCGCAUCGCCAAAAAGCACCGGCGUCAGGCUCACCACCAAGCCGCUGGCCGUCGACCUGGACACGUUGGCCACAUUGCUCAUCCAACAACUCGCACACUACUCCUAA
Messenger RNA from Kalmanozyma brasiliensis GHG001, 2427 nucleotides. Its product is annotated as Mediator complex, subunit Med17. The record is from RefSeq and is a predicted model, not a curated record. The transcript has a single exon. Gene Ontology annotation, cellular component: mediator complex. Gene Ontology annotation, biological process: regulation of transcription by RNA polymerase II. The coding region runs from base 1 to 2427 and encodes 808 amino acids. Lineage: Eukaryota; Fungi; Basidiomycota; Ustilaginomycetes; Ustilaginales. Gene Ontology annotation, molecular function: transcription coregulator activity.